This is a messenger RNA of Dentiscutata erythropus, 807 nucleotides long. NCBI's taxonomy places the organism in Eukaryota, Fungi, Glomeromycota, Glomeromycetes, Diversisporales, Gigasporaceae. The record is from the annotation of a GenBank genome assembly.
AUGCCUCAACAAAAAAUACGUUCAAAUUCAACCUUAGCAUGUGUAAAUUGUAAAUGGAAACAUGUAAGAUGCGAAAGAUUUCUUCGGGGAGAUACCUGUAAAAACUGUAGAAAAUACAAUCGAUGCUGUAUUUAUAUGCCGGGUAACAAACGUGGACCAAAACACAAACAAGAUACUAGAUUUGCAAAUCGUCAGCCUUUUUCAAAUAUUGACCCUUAUGAAGCAGAGUAUUGGAAACAAUUCACACUUAAUAUUGAAGACAGUUCAUAUCCAGUACCGGAAGCAGCUUAUGAUCAAUAUCAACUCAUGCCUAGUGUCGAUAGCAAUUUAUAUCAAAUACCAAGUAUAGCUUAUACUCAAUAUCAAGAGCAGUUCACAUCAAAUAUCGAGAAUAGCUCACAUCCAUUGUCGGAGACUACUGAUUUUCAAAAUGAAUUCAUAAAUGAACCCACCUUAUUGUCUUCCUCUUUUGAUCAAGAUGAAUUAAUGCCAAAUAAUGAGCAACAUAUAUCAUCCUCUAAUAUUUCUACUAGUAAUUUAGACAGUUUCUUCCCUUUCACAACUCAACAUUCUUAUAAUAAUAUUGGCUUUUGUGAUACUAUUAAAGCAUCCCAAAAUACAUUCGUUGACCAAUCCACCUUAAUACUUUCCUCUUUCGUUCAUGAACAAAAUAUCACAUCAUCAUUUAAUUCUCUUUCUACUUUAUAUCCUAAUAUAUAUUCUUCCUUUUCUAUUUCCGAAGAAUCAAUGCCAGAUAAUGAUCUUUCAACUAUUAACCCAUAUCAAAAUAUCACGUUCAUCCUCUAA